Messenger RNA from Pyricularia oryzae 70-15, 705 nucleotides. RefSeq lists its product as uncharacterized. The record is from RefSeq and is a predicted model, not a curated record. The transcript has a single exon. Bases 1 to 705 code for a protein of 234 amino acids. Gene Ontology annotation, molecular function: acyltransferase activity, transferring groups other than amino-acyl groups. NCBI's taxonomy places the organism in Eukaryota, Fungi, Ascomycota, Sordariomycetes, Magnaporthales, Pyriculariaceae.
AUGGAGGCUGUCAAGGGAAAGGAAAACCUCUUUAGAACGGAACGUCUUCUGUUCCGCGGAGUCGAGAGCAGCGACGCGGCCUUCAUCCACGAGAACAUCGAGAGCGAUCCCGUCAACCACGUUCUCUCCUAUCCAACCCUGGUGGUGCCGCCCAGCACCCAGUCCUCGGCCGGCAUGGUCGCCAUGAUCGAAAAGUCGCUCCUGUCCGUCAUCAUCUGCCUCCAACCAAGUCCCGAUGGAGAUGGAGAAGCCUCCGACACGCCGCAGUCCAACGGCACAAGGCGCGCAGACGACCGCCGAGGCAAGCCCUACACGCAGCAGCUCGUGGAAAACCCGACCCCGAUCGGCUACCUGUGCAUCAACCUUGGCGACCACGCGCUGCCGUUUGACAUGAAGCACAAUGGCAACGCCAGGCUGGGAAUCAUGCUGGCCACCCAGUUCCAGAACAAAGGUUACGGCACCGAGGCGAUCAAGUGGGCCAUCGACUGGUCCUUCCGCUUCGUCCGGAUGCACAGCGUGAGGAUCGAGAGCAUCGGCUACAACCAUCGAGCCCACGCGGUUUACCGAAGGCUGGGGCUCAAGGUCGACGGGCGACUGAGGGAGGCGCACUACCACGACCGAAAGUGGUACGACGUGGUGUGCAUGUCCAUUUUGGAGACGGAGUGGGAGGAUAUGAGGGCGUCGGAGAAGAACAAGUCAGACUGA